Penicillium antarcticum is the source of this 1749-nucleotide messenger RNA. RefSeq lists its product as uncharacterized. Gene Ontology annotation, molecular function: zinc ion binding; DNA-binding transcription factor activity, RNA polymerase II-specific. The transcript has a single exon. Bases 1 to 1749 code for a protein of 582 amino acids. NCBI's taxonomy places the organism in Eukaryota, Fungi, Ascomycota, Eurotiomycetes, Eurotiales, Aspergillaceae. The record is from RefSeq and is a predicted model, not a curated record. Gene Ontology annotation, biological process: regulation of DNA-templated transcription.
AUGGUCAACCGCGGACGCUCCGGAGGCUGCGUGACGUGCAAGGAACGCCGCGUGAAAUGCGAUGAGGCGAAGUCCGAGUGCCGAGCGUGCCGGCGCCUUGGGCUUCGCUGCGGAGGCUACAACAGGCCCAAGUAUGCCAGUUUAAAGUUCAAAAACCAGAACUACAAGUUCUGCACCAACACCGACCAAGAUGUCGAUUCCCACGGCCGGAGUGUCGUGAAGGCUGCGUCUAGACCGAGUCGGUCAUCUGAGUCUGAUGUUCAGGGCCGGGAGCUUGCGAAGGAUUUGACUUCGCGGCGGCUCUCUGAGCCCGACACCGCCGUGCCUUUUUUUCUCGGUCAUUACGCCAGCAUGGGCCGCGAUAUGGGAUCCACGCGCGGGUUCUUCGAAAUGCUCAUUCCAGCCUACCUCUUGCAGCGGCAAGAAUCGGCGCUCUCGCUCGCCGUGUCGGCGUUGGCUUCAGAGGUUUUGUCCUUGUGGCGGCAAGACGCCAGCAGCUUCCGAUCACCACGAAAGUCUUAUUCCCGGGCGAUCGCACGCCUUCGGACCGCAACACAGGAUCCUGUAGAACGUGGCAAGCCGGCAAUUGUGUUAGCUGUGCUGGUGCUGCAAACUUACGAGAAUGCCUCUGCGAUAUAUGAUCUUCGCCGGGCUUCGAGCACGCACCACAAUGGCGCAGCGUCUUUGCUCUCGCUUGUGGACUCGGACGACAUGGACGGGACGAUACGCGCCUACCUACAAAAGUUUAUGCUACAUACCGAGGUCUCAACCGCGAUGCGUCAGAAGAAACCACUGAAAAGUAUUACAUAUUCGUGGAUUAGGAGCAAGGAUACGAUGGCUGUGCCAGACAACCCCAGCUCGACACUCGAUGCCAUAGGGGCGUCCGUUGCCGAGUUGCAGGCCAGCUACACGCAGUUUUUGACGCAGCGUGGCUCCACGACGUCGUUGGAGCGCAUUAUGAAAGAGUGGAGGGCCGAGGCAAGGAGGGUUGAUGCAGAGCUUCUGGCGUGGGCGGCAAACGCACCGGAUCACUGGAGACCGCUAAGGCUGAUAAGUGAUCGGGAUAUAGAUUCGUCCAUACCCACCUACCAGUCUAUCUGUGAUGUGUAUCCUUCCUGCCAAAUCGCCAGCAUUUGGAAUCUCUGGCGCUUCCAACGCCUCCUGCUGGCCAAGAUCACACUCGGCUCCCUCAAUGCAUUUUCAGAUCUGAGCCGCUUUGGUUUCGCACACGGGCAAUUCCUCGGCGACCCCACAGAUUUCGCCAACUGCCAACAAACGCUGCAAGAAGUGGUCGACAGCGUGUGCUACAGCAUACCUUUCUACCUUGGCAACCGAACCACCCGGUCCAGUCUCACAGAUUUCACUGACCCGACGGUUCUUCUUCCCAGCCACUGCUCAUUGGACGACGGGACGCGACUGGACAGGGAUGGUCUCGAUACGGGAAUAUCGAGUGACGACCACAGGCGCCAUGUCAUCGCGCAGGGGCCAUGGCGCGCCAUGCACCCUCUGAGCCGCUUGUUGACGCUCGUCUCGGAAGAUCACGGCGAGGUAAUAGCGAGCUUUCUUAGGCCUGGACAGCGGGUGUGGAUCCGGGACCAGUUCCUGCGUGUCGCCACGUUGCUGCAUCUUCCGUCGGAGUUGGGCAAUGACAUGGAGAGAUCAGAAUCGCCGGAAGGGUCUGCAGAUUCCAAGGCGGAGUGUCUGGCCAGGGGGAUUAGGAAGGGCGCAAUUCUUAUGAGUGGCCCAUGA